AUGGAAAAAAAUUAUAACAACCCAGAAUAUUCCAUCACACAACCAGGAGUGCCAACAAAUCAGUUAGAUCAUAAUGAAGUAAAUAAACAAAUGUAUGAUUACUAUUAUAAUAAUCCUAAUGGGAUGAUAAAUAAUAAGGGAGGAGGGUAUAACAAUAUACUUAAUGAAAGGAAUUUUAAUGGUAAUAAAAAUGUAGAAGCGUAUUAUUAUAAUAAUUAUAACACUAGUGCGUAUGUAAAUAAUUAUAAUAAAAACAAUAAUAAUUUUAACAAUUACAAUAACAGCUAUAAUAAUAGCUACAAUAGCUAUAAUAGCGUCUAUAAUAGCAUUAACAAUAACACAAACAAUAAUAUGAGUAAUAACAUUAAUAAUAUGAAUAAUAAUAAUAACAGUAUCAAUAGCAAUAGUAUUAAUAUGAAUAAUAAAAAUAAUAUUAUUUAUGAUGAGUCAGGAAAUUAUGUUAUGAAUAAUUACACAUAUAUGAUGGACCAGUCCUAUUGUCAUGUGAAUAAUACGAUGCAUCCAUUAAGUAACACAUUGGAUCCUUUUAACAAUUCCAUAAAUAGAUAUCAUAAUAAUAUUGAUGAAAACUGUCCAAAUUUUCAUUUCAAUAAUUUAGAUCCAAAUUUAAAACCAGCUGGGAAGUACAAAAUGGCUGGAAAUAUAACGUCCAAUAGUUCUUUUCAUUCAUCUAUAACCAAUUAUAACAGUGAAGAUAAAAAAAAUAUAUUAGAAAUGACAAAUACUACUACAUAUAAUGUAAAUACAUUGUUAAGAAAUAAUAUUUUAUCUUCUGAAUAUUUUAGAUCCUUAAUUACACUUAAAACGUUUAAAGAAGUAGUGGACGAAAUACAUUCUUAUGCCGAUCAUGUGGAACCAUACUGUAUUGGUAGCAAUAGAGCUCCUUCUACCCUUUUUUGUUGUCUCUAUAAACUCUUUACCAUGCAUUUAUCUGAGAAGCAGCUUAAGGGACUAAUAGAUCACAAGGAUUCUUGUUACAUACGGGCAUGCGGAUUCUUGUAUUUGAGAUAUGUUCACUCCCCUGCGAACCUAUGGAUGUGGUUUGAACCAUAUUUGUUGGAUGAAGAAGAAUUUAUUAUCUCAGCCGAUAAAAGAAAGAAACUAACCAUGGGUGAAUAUAUUCAAAACUUACUAUCGGACGAUAAAUAUUUCAGCACAGUUCUCCCGAGGUUGCCAAUAAAAAUAAAAAAUAUCUAUGGUGCUCGUCUAAUGAUUAUAAGUGAUCACAGAAGACGUUUAAAGAAGAACAAAGAAAAAAUAACAAAAUUUGUAAAAGGAGAACCAGUUAUGGCUUAUGUAAACGGUGAAUGGGAAAAGGGGGAAAUAGGCGGUAUAGUAUAUCACGGAAAAGAUAAAACAUUUGUGAGAGUAAGAAAAAUUGACGGAAACGAAAAGUUGGUUAAUAUUGGGUUUGUUAAACUAGGUUCCAAAGAAUCUGAUAAGGAUAGAGACUUAGAUAGACACGUGGGUAGUGAAAGUAAGAAUGAUAAGAAUGAUAGAAAUGAUAAAAGUCAUAGAAGGAGAAGAAGUAGGAGUGGAAGAAGAAGCAGAGAUAGAAGCAUGGACAGAAGCAGGGACCGAAGUAGGGAUCAAAGCAGAGACCGAAACAAGCACAGAGAUAAGCACAGAAGUCGACACCGAAGCAGGGAUCGAAGUAGAGAUAGACGGAGAAAGAGAAGAACGGGCGAAGAAAGGAAUAAUUCCUCAUAUAACAAAUCACAUGGUGAUAAUCAUGGAGAUAGACCAGAAAAUAAACACAGCAAAAGGUCACAUGAACGAUCUAAUAAAAAAAGAGACAGAUCCUUAUCAAGGUCAAACUCGGAAAAAAGAACACAUCGAAAACAUAAAUAUGAAAAUACAGAAGAUGAAUUAAUAUCAAAAUUUCGAAAAAUAGAAAGUCAAAAAGCCCUUGCAACUGGAAAAGAUUAUGCCAGAAGACCUACAUCAUAUAAAUCAUCACUUACAUUAAAAGUUGAUAAUAUAUGUACUAGGAAGAAAUCAAGAUCACGAUCUCCAAAAAGAAUUGAUAGAGUAGUACAUUUACCACAAAACGAUAGUAAAAACAAAGAAAAUGUAACUACAGAAAAUGCUAAACUAAAGGAAUUGAUGCAAAAAUAUAAUAGAGAUGAUGCUGAUGAUCAAAAUGAUGACGAUAAUAAUAGUAAUAAGAAUAAUAAAAAUGAUGGGAAAAAUAAAAUAAAUGCAAAAGAUUUAGAAGAAUUUGAUGUUAUGACACUAGGGUAA
Plasmodium malariae is the source of this 2265-nucleotide messenger RNA. It is a transcript of the gene PRP38B, whose product is annotated as pre-mRNA-splicing factor 38B, putative. Gene Ontology annotation, cellular component: precatalytic spliceosome. Lineage: Eukaryota; Apicomplexa; Aconoidasida; Haemosporida; Plasmodiidae. The coding region runs from base 1 to 2265 and encodes 754 amino acids. The record is from RefSeq and is a predicted model, not a curated record. The transcript has 5 exons.